CAAAUAUAAAGACCGUUUGAAAUUUUUGUCUCAUCAGGUUGUUUUGUGAAUAUGGUAUGGUAGGAUUAAGAUGCUGGAAAUUGUGUUAAAAUUCUUCGCAGACGCGCGAUAGAUCGAGCGCCCACACCCACGCAAGCUUAAACAUUGAGAGCAAAACAUGUGAUGGAUAUAGUCGAAAUAAAAGGGGUUAAUCCAAAGAUGCUGGCAGGGAGCGCCAGCAGCAUAACCAAUACGACCGCCGAUCCCCAGAAAACCAACAUGGCGACGGCGGUCGUGGAUGAAACCAAAUUGCGCCGGAAGAAUAACCAAGCUUACUGCGAGUUUGACAUCGUGGCCGCUUACCACGCGCGCAAGAAGCAGCGAUCCAGCAAGAACAAACACGUUAAUAAGGAUCAACACUCCAAGGAUCAUUCGAAAGCCAAAAAGGGGGAGAAGGUAGAAAAGUCUGAGUUGAGUAAAAAGAUUGAUGAUCUCACGGCACGUAAUGAGAAAAUUAAGCAGAUGUUGGAUGAUGUUAAUAAACAAGAUCAGGAACUUUCAGAAAACAUUAAAACUGAAAAGAGACAUCGUCGUGAACAUAAAAGUCGGAGAUCCACGCGAUGUUGUCCGGGACAAGAGAAACAUUCAAUUAUUAGUGAUAAAAUUGAUAAAUCUAAACAUAGUAGAGAAAAGAACGAUUCACGACUGCGGGAAACAAGUGAAACACAAGAACUUUCUUCAGCUAAACACCGUAGUCGACGAGAACAUAGCGAAGGGGUCUCAAGUCGUACUCCAAAAAUUACAGUAAGACUCAGAAACAACAAUAAUAAAGAAUCAAAACGUACUGAAAAUAAAGAGGAGAUUAAUAUAAAUGUCCCCGAAUCUAAAUCACAAUUACUCACAGUGACUAACUAUCAGCAGAAACAGAAAUCUUUAGAUCGGAAAACAAAAGAAAAACAAAUCAAAGAAAACAAAAAUGAUAUUAUUACAGUUUACGAAAAUACUAAUAUCUUAGAAGAAACUGAUUCGAUAAUGUCAAGGGACACCUUAUUAAAGAGUAAAACUCACAUUAGAAACACAAGUUUCUCACCCGAAGAUAGUAGAAGGCAUAACGCAGCCGCCAUUUUGGAAUGUCACACGCCUAAUCCACAAAAAAUUAUUGAACCACAAGAGCAGGAAGCAAAAAAGGUUACAACUGCAUUUCAACCUAAAAUAAAAGAUGUACCAGUUGUAGAACCAGAACCUCCAAGGGAGAUUUCCCCGAUAAGAACCAUCACUCCAAGAAAAGAGUUGUCAUUCUCAAAUUUAAAUUUGACACCAAAUAUUUACCAAUAUGUGAGUCCAGCAAGAAUGGCCAUGACACAAACAUCAGUUUCACGAAUUGAGUCACCUGGUUAUGGCUCCAUUGGAAUAGGAGUACAUUCUUCAUAUUUUGAUGAUCAUAAAAGACCUGGUACAUAUAGUAAUUAUUCUAAGCGUUAUGGUGGAGGUGGUAGUCCAGAUGUCCUUUCACAAACAACUAUAGCUCUGCGUGAUAUAAUGCAGGUCCAGGAGAUGGAACAAAAAUUGCAUAAACAACAAACCAAUUCAAUCAAGAGUAAAUUUUUGGAGAAUACCUCAUACCAAGCUGAUGGUAUCAGAAGAGGCAAGUCCCCAACAAAGGGAGCAAUUUCGAAAAACUCAAGGUUUCAUAAGACUCGAGGUGAUCCCACUGAUAGAAUGGUAGAAAUAGCUUCCAAGACAUGUCACAAUCAAAAAGUCACUUUCACUGUAGAAGGGACAGAACCACCCAGACGAGUACGACAGAAUCUUGAAAGUAACAAUACACUAAAAAUAGAAAACGUAUUUAAUCUACAAGUAUUUCCGGGACUUACCAUUACUAAUAGUGAUUUGAAAGAAAGUGAUUUGAUGCUUUUAAGCCAUGGUAUGGAGAAGUCUAAGAGUAUAUGUCAUGGUAGAAGGGAUAAUAAUGAAUCAUUAAGGACAUUUGAUGGUUCAGGUAGUCUGUAUCCCUACAUGGGUCUUAACAAUACAAUCAGUGAGUUUAGACACAAAGAAUCAAGUGAAAUAAGUUACAAAUUCAAGAAAAAGUCUUGGUCUAAUAAGGAGCUACCUAAAAAGAAGUUAAAAGAUAGAAGGAAACGCGAGAAGAAGUCAAAGGUCACAAAACAAGACAUGGCCAUACAAACAGGGUUAGAUGACCUUGAAGAAGAAUUAAACAUAAGAUCCGAACGAGAAAUUGGUGUUUCUACUGAUUGUAACUUUUGUCCUGAUCAAAGCGUUACAACUUAUAAAGAUAUUCAAGUUCAAGCUGCAAUCCCGCAACUUAAUAACAUUGCUUCAAGUGUACAAGCGAAUCAAACUGGCAGGAUCUCGCAAAGUGAGAGUAACAUAACCAUAUUUAAAGAGAAGUUCCAAAAGAAAACAGAUUUUACGGCUUAUAAAGAAGCUAAGAGUAUUGCAAAACAGAAACAGAAACCUAUAACUAAAACUAGGUGUGACAUGACUCAUGCUCAUCAAGAUGAAAUGAUUCUAAACAGGAAUAAGCAAGAGAUUUACACAUCAGGUGGUGAAAACUUUUCGACUUCUCCUUAUGAAGUAACACAGAGAGAAUCGCCAAGGAAACAUAGACCACAUCAGAAGCAUCGGAAUUGUUCAUAUGCACGUGUUCCUACACCGCAUCCAUCUUGUCAUCCUGUGAUGUCAACAGGAUCUAUUAGAGAAGUGCAUCAUCACACUAAAAAGACAAGGUCGAAGAGUUUAAGUCAUGAAAGAGAUUCUCUAGCUGAGAAAAUCAAUAUUAAUAAGGAGACUAUCAGACAUCAUAAUAAAGAGAUUGCUGCAUUGGAGAAGUGCCUAAAUGAGAUUUUACACAGAUUGGGACAGGAUGAUUCUGUAAGUAAGGAAAUUGCAAUUAAAAAUGAAAAGAAAAUGUUAAAUGAUGAAAUAUCGAAUGAUUCUAAAAGUGAAUUAGUGUCAUAUGAUGUUUCUAAUGUUUCUAAUAACUCAAAUCCACCUAAAGUUUUAAAUAGACAACGUACCUAUAUAAAGGAUCAUAAAUCUAAAGAUACCAAACCUAAAAGAAAGAAAUCAAAAGCAUCAAAGUCCUCAUUUCAACGUAGAAAAAUAUAUUCUGAUUCCCUCAAAAAGAGACACCAAAGAUAUAAAGAGAAACCUGCGAAAACAACACGAAAACCAAAUGUUAAAAAUGCGUUAUCUCCGACGAAAGUUAGGAGUGUUUAUAAGAACCCUAAAGGUUUCAUUUCGAGUGCUACAAGUAUGAGUAGUAAACUUUCUGAUAUUGGCAGCACAAGUCCAUAUCCACAGAGUAUCCCUUCGUUAAAUAUUAACAGAAAUGAUGAAGCAUAUAAUCCAAGAGUAUAUCAUCAAAGUCAUCCACAAAAUCAACAUCAAGAUCAUCAUCAUCACGGGAUUGUUAAACCAAAACACAAAUUGCAAUCAAAAGUUAGUCAAGCCCAUUAUAGCAAGAAGAAAACCAAAUCUAUUUAUGAUAUGCUUCUACACUAUAUUCACUUAACCAAAGAUGUUAAAGAUGGUAAAGAUAAGAAUGACUUAAGUCAAGAUAAAUCUUUAUCUGAAUUGAGUUCUGAAGAAUCUAAAAUUGUGAUUUUAUCAGUUUCUUCAUUAAAACUACGAAAUAAUCCUGAUAAACAAAUUGAACAUAAUAAGAAUCAAAAGAGUUUUAAAAAGCAUAGAAAAAGAGUUGUUGAAGACCCAUCAGAUUCUGAAAGUCCAGGACCUAGUAAUAAACCAUUCUUCAUAGCAAACAAUAACAAAACUAAAGUACAAACUCCAAAGAAGGUUGUUCCCAAGUUAACUAUUACAAGUGAAGAUAGUUUAGAAUAUGACACGUCACGUGCACCUGAUUUAUGUCCGUUGACGGCCAUCUUUAAUUUUGAACCUCCUAAAAGAAAUUACUUGGUGUAUAACACCGAAGUUAUCACUCACAAUAAACCUAAAAUUGACGUUAAAACAUCACCGCAACCUUCAACGUCUACAUCUGAGAAUACAAAAGUUGAAGAAUCUGAAAAACCUAAAACUUCAACGAGUGCUAAACUAAUGACAAUUCAAGAAGAAAAAAUUGCUUCUCCGAAACGUAGAAGAUCUACUAUUAGCAGAACAUCUUUAACUAAAGUAUCAGAAGAAAGAGAAAAACCAGAAAUUGGUGUUGCUGAUCUGAGUCCUGUACUUGUACGAAGAGGAACUGCAUAUCCGUCAUAUGGAGAUGUAAUGAAAAGUUUAGAAAACAUGACUUUACCUGAUAACAAACCUCAACCUAAGUUGACUUCUUUCAAUUGCAAUGACAGAGAAUGCAGUAAUUUGAUAUUUAACUACACCUCAAAGAAGGAUCCUAAAGAUUUUAGACAAAUGGAUAAACAAAGUUCAAAAGAUAGUAAUUCUAGAGGAGCUUCCUUUAGUUGUGAACGCCAUGAAUCAAGCGCAUAUCACACUUUGACAACCCUCAUGGAUUCUAAGUCUGAAAGAAGUUUUCCUACUCCUUCUGAAAGUGACGUCGCAAUUAAAAAUGAAAGUGGUUAUGAAAGCUCAAAGAAAUCCAACACUUUCAAAAACUUUUUCAAGAAAAAGACUUUGUUCGAAGUGUUUAAGAAUAAGAUCAAAGCAAAGAAGUAUUUUGAUACAGAUACAAGUGUUUCAGAAAGUUUGGCCGGAAUUGAUACAAGAUCCCCUGCUUGUAUUAUAUCUGAAGAAUCUAUAGCAAGAUCAGAAAACUUCUCUAAUAGAGGUGUAAAAGAAGAGUUGUAUCCUGAUGAGGAAUUUGACCAGGAAGAAAAGUCCCCGUACUCUCAGAGUAAAACAGUUCUCUGGUUCAACUUUAGAAAGAAGAUGCGUGAGGCAGGACAACCUUGUGAUCCCUGGUGUAUCAAUAAACAAAAUGCAUCUGAUCAAACAGAAGUACCAUUGGCUUGCCACAAGACCUGCCAACAAUCUUUCAAGUGUAUGCCUGCAAGUCCAAAGAAUAAAGAUGAAUGCCCGUGUAUGCAACCUUAUGAACAACAGAGGGAACAAUGCAAAAAGUACGCUAGUAAAGUCCUCAUGGAAGCCGCCAAACGACAGAAAGGUUACCGCAAGCAAUAUGAGGAUUUCAAAGAGAUGCCUUUAGAUGUCCUAAUGGGCAAUAAAAAGUGUGCGUGCAAACCAUUAGUUCAGGGUUGUCCUAAAUCCUACGCCAAUAAAGUAGCUGCCAUGCAAGCAAAGAGUUCACAAAGAGAUAAACCAAUUCAAGUCACCAAAUCACCACGUAAGAAAACCCCGCCUGUGAUAACUGCUCCUGGUUCUCCAAAAGGAAAACCCGACAAAAGUGAAUCAGACGUGAUUUUGCCCAGAAAAAGUGCAGGCGUUAUACGCAUAUCAUCCAAUGGGAGUGUGGAGACUGUCGAACUGGAAACAAGUGUAGAAACCCAUAGUGAGGACCAAACAGUGCGUUCAUCAGAGGAAGUAAGUUCCAAAAUAAGGUCCUAUACGGAUCAUGAGAUUUUCGAUCGAUUGUUGAGUCAAUAUGAGCGAAAAGACGCCAUCGCGGGCCGUCUCUCCCAUGACGAGCUCUUUCACCAGGACCAGAUGCUGGCAGCUAACUCGGGUGUGGUUCCUGACCUCCAGGUACAGCCGCGCCCGGAACGCAGUGAAGAGGAACGAAUGCGUGGUCCGAGGUUCAGCGACCGACCUAAACCACUAGUUCACAUCACCACCGACACCACCGUACGACCAGAUGAUAUUGGUACUUGCUUCGCGCGUGGGUUCCGUCCCGAUAAUCUCAUGCUUUCUGGAGAUGCUUGUUUCCACAUCAACAAACAGGACAAGAUUAAGAUGUCUCCGUAUAUGCUGAAAAACACUGAAAGUAUCAUAGACUUUUCAGAACGGGAGACACCUUUGGAUUUUCUAUUAGCCCUGGGCUUCAUGGUGGAUGAAGCUAGUAAUGCGUUGAAGGACGACGAUAUUCGGAGUCGUUUGUUAGCUGCCAUUACUGAGGCCAGGGUAUGGAUCAAUAAGAUCACCACCACUCAAGGUACACUGCUGUAUUUGGUCGCUUAUAAAUCGCGCCCGGAGACAAUGCGAUACUUUCUGCAGUUGGUCGAAGCGAUUAUUAACAAACGAAUCAACAAUGCGAUUCGUCUUGAUGGGUUUCUCCGGGUUUUGGAAGAUGUGGAAGCUGGGCGUGUACAGAUGAUCAAUAUUCUCGGAGAGGAUAAGUUUGAAGAUGAAGAAAACGAAGAAAAGAUCGUCAAGAAGCAAUUGAAGACUCUCUUCGUCAAUGUGUAUACAGUUGCUGAAAAGGAAGCGUCCGUGAGUGGUCGUACCUUAUCAGCAAACCAAGUGAGUCUGCUUCGUAUCCUUGUUGCGAAAUAUCGCGCUGGUUUACAUCCGCAUUUGGAGCUUAUCGCUCGUUACAUUGGCCAAGGUCUGCUUGAAAAUGAAAUACAACUCGAAGCCGCCAUGAUCUUCCUUUCACGUCUCGAUACAUCCGAAGUGAAACUGAAGGAAUUCGAAAACUAUUGUGGCAUCACGUGUCAAUUGCAAGACACUUAACAGUAUUACUACCCCCCUUUCAUUAAAAUGUUUUUCAUUGUU
Messenger RNA from Dalotia coriaria, 6588 nucleotides. RefSeq lists its product as uncharacterized. The record is from RefSeq and is a predicted model, not a curated record. Gene Ontology annotation, molecular function: ATP binding; aminoacyl-tRNA ligase activity. Gene Ontology annotation, biological process: tRNA aminoacylation for protein translation. The transcript has 4 exons. Gene Ontology annotation, cellular component: cytoplasm. NCBI's taxonomy places the organism in Eukaryota, Metazoa, Arthropoda, Insecta, Coleoptera, Staphylinidae. Bases 163 to 6546 code for a protein of 2127 amino acids.